This is a messenger RNA of Trifolium pratense (red clover), 1132 nucleotides long. RefSeq names its product UPF0603 protein At1g54780, chloroplastic. NCBI's taxonomy places the organism in Eukaryota, Viridiplantae, Streptophyta, Magnoliopsida, Fabales, Fabaceae. The transcript has 3 exons. The record is from RefSeq and is a predicted model, not a curated record. Bases 116 to 982 code for a protein of 288 amino acids.
CACUCAAAAUCUAAACCAAAAUCAAAAACUAACAUGAUGAUGAGAAUGAUGUGUAACAACAACAACAACAGAGGAAGGAAAUUCUCACACAUUCCAAAUCUUCUUCAUCUUCCUCAUGGGAACUCUUUCUCCAAACUCUCUUUCACCACUUCUUAACAUCAAACCUUCACCUUCUCUUCAACCCAAAUCAAAUUCACUCGUUUGCUACAAACCCAUUGUUUCAUCUCUCAAAAAGAAUCAAACUUUAUCUCUAAAAUCACCAUCUCUUCCUUCAUCUACAGCAUGGUUCACUCAUGCUCAACAGGGUCUUGCAGCUUUAGCUAUUACCUUAGCACUUAACUUUAGCCCAGUUAUGCUUAGUGGUGAUGCAUUGGCAUCUGAAUUUGAUGUGAUUAAUGAAGGGCCACCUAAAGAUUCUUAUGUUGUUGAUGAUGCUGGUGUUCUUAGUAGAGUCACUAGGUCUGAUUUGAAACGGUUGUUGACUGAUUUGGAAUCAAGGAAGAAAUUUCAUAUCAAUUUUAUUACACUUAGAAAACUCACGAGUAAAGCUGAUGCUUUUGAGUUUGCGGACCAAAUUUUGGAGCGUUGGUAUCCUUCUGUCGAAGAGGGCAACGAUAAGGGUGUUGUGGUUCUUGUAACAAGUCAGAAAGAAGGAGCAGUUACUGGUGGACCUGCUUUUGUUCAAGCUGUAGGAGAAAAGAUCCUUGACGCUACCGUUUCAGAGAAUCUUCCAGUAUUGGCUACGGAUGAGAAGUACAAUGAAGCGAUUUACAGCACAGCUAAACGACUAGUUGCUGCCAUUGACGGACUUCCAGAUCCGGGUGGUCCCUCAGUUAAAGACGACAAACGCGAGUCUAACUACAAAACAAAGCAAGAGACGGAAGACAAGCGUGGACAAUUCUCUCUUGUAGUUGGAGGUUUGUUGGUUGUUGCAUUUGUUGUUCCUAUGUUACAAUACUUUGCUUAUGUAGCCAAAGAAUAAGAGAAUGAAUGAUGGUUAUGAAACUAGAUAUGUCUUCCAAAUUAUCACUCUUUGAAUUCAGAUGUAUAAUGCACAGUUGUAUCUGAGCUCAUGUUAAAAUUGAGUUUAAGAAAAAUGACAAAUAAGAACAAAGUUUUUUUGGCUUGUAAA